Messenger RNA from Dracunculus medinensis (Guinea worm), 504 nucleotides. Lineage: Eukaryota; Metazoa; Nematoda; Chromadorea; Rhabditida; Dracunculidae. The record is from the annotation of a GenBank genome assembly.
GAAGGUAUGAUGCGCGCCGAAGAAUUCGCUGAGGAGUACUACGACGUCGACGACAUAGUCGCCGUUUAUUCCGGUCGCACCCGGUUUGUGUUCGAGGACGGUGGUCAAGGGAGAAAUAGAAGAGUAGCGUGCACUAGCAUGUCAGAAACGUUUUCUGUUAUUAUGCCGAAACCAUUCAACGAUCAUAUGCAGCAAAUUCUUCGCGCAGGUGCUGGCGAAGUUGAUUUGGAACGUUUACAUCCACAUUAUUAUCGCUUUGGCAAACAUUUGGCCUUAUUUUUUGGAGGAAGAAUUGGGCUAAAUUUAGCUAAGGCGCUGUUAGAUGCAUUCGUUCAGCGAAUUGGAAAUCAUUUAACCAAAGCAGUGAACAGUGAUGAAUUAGGUGGAAAAAUGGACCCAUAUGAGAAAAAAAUUUUUGAUGUGGGCAAGCAGACGAAAGGGCUAAUGAAUGCGUGGACACAGAGUUCAUCAAAAAGGAAAAGGCCACAUGGUCCAGAUUUAUGA